Cololabis saira (Pacific saury) is the source of this 7689-nucleotide messenger RNA. RefSeq names its product chondroitin sulfate proteoglycan 4ba (gene cspg4ba). The record is from RefSeq and is a predicted model, not a curated record. NCBI's taxonomy places the organism in Eukaryota, Metazoa, Chordata, Actinopteri, Beloniformes, Belonidae. The transcript is spliced from 10 exons. The coding region runs from base 99 to 7319 and encodes 2406 amino acids.
CCAGUUUCUCCAACCUCUGGAGGUCACCGAGGCGUCAAAAACUGAAAACCAUCCCGUAAAAAAUGCAACCAGUCCAGUCUGUUUGAUUUAGCGUUUCCAUGGAGACGACAAAAAUGGAGUUUGCUGCUGAGAAGAAGAAGAAGUUGUGUCUGCGCGCUCUGCUGUGGUGGUCGCUGCUCGGGCUGGCGUCAGGAGCCUCCUUCUAUGGCGAUGGCUUCGUACAGCUCAAGGCAGCGGAGUCGUCCGACCGGAACGAGCUCCGCGUUCGCUUCCGAACGUCCAGCACCAACGGCCUGCUGUUUCUCGCUGCCGGCCACGCCAACUACUUCCUGCUCGAGCUCCACGCCGGCCGCCUGCAGGUGAAACUGGACCUUGGCUCAGGAGAGCAGAUGUUAGAAUCGGAGAAAGGCAUCCAGCUCAAUGAUCUGGCCUGGCACUCGGUGGAGAUCCACCACGCGCAGCGCAACGUUACUCUGACCGUCGACAAAAACUCCCACACGAGCGUGAAGAUCCCGGGCCGCCAUCACAGUCUCAGCAUCACAGACGGUCUCUACGUCGGAGGUUCGGGGGGUUUGGACAGACCGUACCUGCCUAGGCAUCUCAUCGGCUUCCGAGGCUGCAUGGACGAGGUUUUCUUCAACGAACACGACUUGCUGUCGUCGCUGAGGCCGUUUACCGGAUUAAAAAACGUCCACGAAGUGUCGUUAGGCUGCAGCUCUCAGUUCCUCGCUACUGAGGAUGACUCUAUCAGCUUCUUCAGCUCCAGGGCUUACGUUUCCCUCCCCACAUGGAAGGUUCAGCAGGGAGCCACGUUUGAGUGCAUUGUGCACACGUCGGCUAAAGAGGGCAUCGUCCUCUACAGCUCAGCCAGACAGGGGGACUUUGUGGCUCUUGAAAUUCAAGAAGGGGUGCCUGUGGCGAUUGUUGGGAAAGGCGGAGUCAAAACUGAGCUGCAUUCCCCCACAUCGAUCAGCGACAGGAAGUGGCAUUCUCUCACGUUGCACUUCAGCUCUAAAAGCCUGGAGCUGACCGUUGAUGGAGAGACGGUGAAAAGCAGCUUUAGCUCUCGUUCCAAAGCACUUCAGCUGAAAGGUUAUAUCUUUGUCGGAGGCAUAGAUGAUGGCACUAGAGCAGAAGUCAGAAAGGCGGGGCUUGUGUCUGUGUCUGGAAAGCGUAUCAGAGGAGGCUCCUUUAAAGGAUGUUUGAAAAACGUCAAAGUAAACGGAGUCAAGAUUGGUCUCUCCAAUGCUCUAGUCACUAAAGAUAUUUCGGUUGGUUGUGAGCCAGAAAAAACCCCAGAUGCAUCGGCCCCUGUGACUCCUACAAGCACUCCAGAGACCCUCUUCCCACUGGUGACGCCGACACCACCCCAGUACAUGUCCACACUCGCAGUCGGCCUGGACAGAAAGUACGGCUCAGACUUCGUACAGCUGAAGGAUCUCCUGGUCCAAGAGGGAGGCCGAGCGUCUCUCGACGCCAAACACGUCAAGGUUUUCUUGGACUUCAAGAAGCUGGGUAUUCGCCAGUCUCAGAUAAUGUUUAGGAUUCAAGAGCAGCCGGUCAGAGGUCAGCUGAGGCUGGACGUGGACCAGGACCAGGAGGACAACACCUUCAGCAUGCUGGACCUUUGGCACGGACGAGUGAUGUACGUCCACGGGGGCUCCGAGGAGCCGGACGACUUCUUUAUGUUUUCAAUUUUCUCCAGCAGUAGGAAGCAAGUUCCCGAUUAUCUGAAGUCCGACAAACUGUACCGCUACAACGUCACCGUCACGCCCACCAACGACGCGCCUGAGCUGAGUCUGCCCGAGGGAAAUUUGUUGGUGCUGCUGGAGAACUCCAAGAAACGCCUCACCACGGAUGUUCUGAAGGCCACGGACAUAGACAGCAACCGCACCGAGCUCGUCUUCUCCGUGCUCGGGAACCUCAACGCCGACGCGGGAUACUUGGAAGUGGAGAACGACCCCGGCAAGGCCGUGACCUCGUUCUCAUACGUAGAUUUGGAUGAAAUGAAGGUGUACUACGUUCACACGGGGGUGCGAAACUCCAGGAUAGUCCUAAGAGUUAGCGACGGGGAAAAGGUCAGCAACACCGUGGUUUUGAGAGUCAUGGCCGUGGCGCUGGAGUAUAAGGUCGCCAACAACACCGGGAUUGAGAUCAUCCAAGGAGAGACGGCUAUAAUUGGUUCAAACCAGCUCGCCAUGAAAACUAACGCCGUGAAACAAGUUGUGGACGUCCGGUAUGAUGUGAUUGAACCCCCACAGUUCGGAGAGCUGGAGAGACUUCACUCAAGCGGGGAAUGGAGGCCGAUUGACUCAUUUUCACAAAGGCUUCUUGAGAAAGAGCGCCUCAGAUAUGUCAGCACCUUCCAAGACAUCCAGACUUCAAAUGUCACGGACUACUUUAAGUGCCAAGUUAAUAUAGCAGCAAGGGCAAACACUGAACUAGUUUUUCAAAUCGCCGUCAAGUGGGUGAAGUACCGUUUGGUAAAGAAUGUCAUGCUAAACCUGGAUAAAGUCAGAAAAGUGACCCUGAGCUCCGAGUAUCUCCUGGCCGCUGCAGAAGGCGUGACCCUGUCAGAAGAUAGCCUUUAUUUCCGAGUUCUCACCAUUCCAAAGAAAGGAAAGCUCUUGCUCGACACCGCGGUCUUGACCAAGAACUCAACCUUUAGCCAGAAAAAUGUAACGGAUCAAAAAGUUCAUUACGUCCUGGUGGACAGGCCUUACGAAGACACGACGGACCGGUUCAAAUUCCAGCUGGUUUCCAAACACGCUCAGUCUGAAAACUACGAUUUCCAGUUUUCCAUCAAAGCGGACGUCAACAACGUGUUCGUGAGAAACGAAGGACUUUCCCUGCAGGAGGGGGAAACUAAGCUCAUCACAAAAGACGAGCUGUUUGCAGAGACUCUGAGUACGAAGGAGAUGUUCUACUCAGUUUUGAGCAGCCCCAAACACGGGAAGCUAGCCCGCAUCACUCAGUCCAACUCCAGCGCCAGCUACGACAACAUCUCAACCUUCAGUAAUCAGGACAUACUGGAGGAGCGGCUAAUGUACGUCCACGAUGACGGGGAAACCACCGAAGAUGCAUUUACUUUCAUCGCCUCCACCAGCCAAGGGUUUAAGUCUUCCAUUGCAGAAGAUGAAAUCGGCUCCAAGGAAGGAACGUUCAACAUUUCUGUUCAGCUGCUGAACGACCAAAAGCCGGUUCGAAUCAUCGAUAAGGUUUUUCAGGUCGUCAGGGACGGCCAGAGGUUGCUGACUGUAGAAGAUUUGCGUUAUCACGACCCCGAUUCUGACUUUGACGACGGCCAGCUGGUCUACACUCGGCGAGGGAUCCCCAUGGGAGACCUGGUGCUGGUCAACGACACCGCUCACCCACUGUUCCAGUUUCAGCAGAGGGAUCUGGAGGAGAAGCGAGUGCUGUUCAUUCACAAAGGUGUAAGCACCGGCCGGUUCGUGCUCUUCGUCUCGGAUGGAAAACAUUUCGUGUCGAGCCUUUUAGACAUAAGCGCACACGACCCUUUCCUGAAGGUUGCCAACAACACCGGCCUGUUGGUUCAAAAGGGCCGAUCGGUGACUUUUACCACCCGUAACUUCAGCGUUGUCUCUAAUUUGGACAUCAGAGAUGACCGUGAGGUCAUUUUUAAGCUGGAUGAGUCUCCCAAGUACGGUCAUCUUUAUGUAAAUGACACCAAGGUGGAGUCAUUCACACAGUCCCACUUAAAAGCUGGUGUAAUCUCCUACAAGCACCACGACAGCAAUCAUCUGGUGGACUAUUUCAACUUAACAGUGAAUGCUAAAGGAGUCCGGCUUGCAGACCGAGUCAGGGUGAAGGUUUAUCUGGAGAGUCAUCAGAGGCCGCCCAUCGUGCAGCAUCAGGACGUUUUACUGGUGGAGGAGGGAAAACCGGGGAAGAUUGAUGAAACGAAGCUGGAGGUCACCCACGAGGACAACCUGCCAUCUGAGAUUGUGUUUACAGUCCAGAUAGCCCCGUCUCAUGGCUUUCUCCGGCGCUUCGUUGAAGCGGAAGAGCUCUACAUCGGAACCAAACAGUCCCCAGUCAAGACGUUUACUCAAGAUGACAUCAACAACGGGAACAUGCAGUACGUGCAGGUGGAGGAGAAGAGAGCGAACGACACGUUCGUCCUCGACGCCACCAACGGGGUCACCGACGUCAGCAACAUUAGGAUGUCCGUGGACAUCAUCCCACUGCUCAUCCCUCUCCGAGUGUCUGAUUUCACCGUGACGGAGGGUGCGUCCAAGGCGCUGACGCGGGACGUGCUCUGGGUCGCAAACAAACACUUUUCUGGGAUCAACUUCUUCUACAGUGUGACCGAGUCCCCGCAGCACGGUCACAUUGAGCACUCCAGACACCCCGGUGUGCCCAUAACCACUUUCUCCAGGAGGCAGGUUGAACAAGAAUUCAUUUAUUACGUCCACGACAGCAGCGAAACCUUAGCUGACAAUUUCACCGUGGUGGCAAACGAUACAGGCCUGAGGAAGCAGAGCGCCGCCCAGACAGUGAACAUCGAGGUUACAGCUGUCAAUGAUGAGCCUCCUGUUAUCACCGCCAACAGAGUCCUCAGGGUUUGGGUUUCAUCAGUGACGGAGAUCAGUCAGGACGAUCUGAGAGCUCAGGACGCGGAUACGCCCCCGGACGAGCUCCGGUUCAUGGUGACCCCACCCAGCAACGGACACCUGGCCCUGAAGAGUGCCCCGAUGAAGGCCGUGCUGAACUUCACCCAGGCCCACGUAGACCAGGCACAGCUGCUGUUCGUCCACAAAGGUCCCAUGUCUGGUGGUUUCAACUUCCAGGUCAAUGACGGCGUGAACUUCUCGCCCAGGCAGAUAUUUAGCAUCACUGCCAAAGCUUUAGUUCUCACUUUGCAGAGAAACCGUCCACUCAAGGUGUUUCCCGGCUCUUCUACACUUAUCACGAACGAUGAUUUACAAGCGGGGACCAAUGACAUCAGCAACACCUCAAAGCGCAUCAUUACUUUCACCGUGAUGCGGCAACCCAAACUGGGGCAUCUGGUGUCGAGGCAGCUGGAUAAUUCAACAGUAGACAUCUCCACUUUCACACAAGAUAUGGUGGACAGGAAAGAGGUUGUGUAUAUUCAAACCCCCAUCGAGUCAGUGGGCUGGGAAGCUAUGGACUCCAUGACCUUCUCCGUCUCAUCUCCACCCGCUUCUACGGAAAGUCAGACCUUUAAAAUCGACAUCUCCUAUGAGAAUACUGGACCUGAACACAACACAGUCCUCCUCGCAAACGCAGGUGCGGCGCUGAAAGAAGGGGAGAGCGUUGUCAUCGACGAGUCAAAGCUGGACGCCUCCAACCUGAUGUCCAAGCUGCCGACGCCCCUGCGCGGUUCCCACGAGGUCUGGUUUCAGGUGACGUCUCUGCCUCAGCACGGCGUCAUCGUGGUCGGAGAGAGAAACCUCACCAAAGAGAAGCCCAACUUCUCCCAAUUCAUCGUCAGCAAAUACGGCAUCACCUACAAGCACGACAACUCUGAGACGACGCGUGAUUGUUUUGUGUUCAGCGCGUGGGUCAAUCCCAAGGGCAGGACAGCAGAACGUCCUCAAGAUGAGAGGGACGUCGUGGUGGAGCGUUUCAACAUUACGGUCACACCUGUGAACGAUCAGCCCCCUCUGCUGAAAACCAAAGCUCCCAGUCUGAGGGUGGUGCAGGGAGAUAAGGUCGUCCUGGGGCCAGAUAACCUCCGGGUGGAAGACUUGGACGAUCCUCCAGAGGCCAUUACGUUCUCAGUGAUUAGCAAGCCGAGCAACGGUCACCUAGCCGUGGAAGGAAGUUUGAACGAGCCCAUAGAGACCUUCACCCAGGCCCAGAUCAACAACAGAAGUGUCUUCUUCAUCCACGACGGAGUCUCCGUCUCCGGAGUGUUUUAUUUCAGCGUCUCAGACGGACAUCAUAAACCAAUAUAUAAACUUUUUAACUUAGAAGUGACGGAAAUCACCAUCUCGCUGGUCAACCGUAGUGGACUGUACCUGCAGCAAGGCGGCACCUCGGUCCCGUUGACCCGGGAAAACCUCGCCGCUGAAACCAACGGCAAAAAUGUGACCAUUCACUACGAAAUUACAAAGCCCCCCGCGUUCGGCAAACUUCUGAAGGACAACCAAGAGGUUACACAUUUCACACAGGAAGAUUUACAGCCCGGAAGGCUGUCCUACCAUAUGACCUCCCUCUCCUCCUCACAGGACUGCUUUGAGUUCGCAGCCUUCACCUCAGAGGCUAAUCUGACCGGCCAAGUGCUUAACGUCACUGUCCAGCCUCUGAUCCAGAUCGGCAAAGAUUUGAGGAUUCCCACCGGAAUUACGGUCAAACUCAACUCCAGCUUUUUUGAUGCCUCUGAACUGGCCAGUGUAAGUGACAGUGAUCCCGUCUUUAAGAUUAUAUCCCAUCCCCGGUAUGGGAAAGUAGUUCAGACCGAACCUCGUGUGUCCAGGAGAAUGCUACCGGUUGAGAACUUCACCUUUCAGGAGUUGAUACAGGAGAAAAUAGCCUUGGAGUUAAAUGCCAACAUGACUGGAGUCGCUGAGCUAAAUGACUCGCUGGUGUUUGAGCUGAGAGCUGCUAACGUCCAACCUGCUAGAGGGGAGUUCCACUUCACAGUGGUGCCGUAUGAUCCUGCUCUGUUUCCAACCACAAACAGUCCCGUCCCAACCACAUCACCGGCCCCGCCGACGCCAGACCAGAAUUCCCGAAAUGGGACGGCUUCCCCUCCUCCGUCUACCGUCUUCCUCUCCACCCAGCAGCCGAGCAAAAACCAGCAGAAAUUCAAGGGCCGCGGCCGCUGGGGGAGCUCGAACAGAACCAGCCUUUACAGCACCACUCUGGGGAAACCCCCUCAGACGGAGAACUUCCCCUUCAAGAACACGCCGGUGCGUGUGGAGUCCUACCCUCAGAAAACCUCCAAUCCACUCCUGGUCAUCCUCCCGCUGCUGGCCCUUCUGCUGCUCGUCAUCAUCUUCGUGGUUCUGGUUGUUUUCCUUCGACACAACCGGCGCCGGAAGCAGAGCACGGCGGCAGCGCUGCACGCCGCUGCUUCCAACCAUCAGUCUUACAGCGGCCCGGCGCAGAGGAGCGCAGCCGUCCCCUCGGUCACCGUCACCCCCCUGAGCCCCAGCUGCCCCGGGAGUCCCGUCCUCGGUCAGCUGUCGUCUUCAUAUCAGGGCUCCCCGUACAGCACCGUCGACUCCAAUCUACUCAUCAGUUCUUGGAGCAGCGAUUCUCCUGCGACAUCCUCCCACCUCAUUAGAGUCGCCACCCCCACUCUGCAGAAGAACCAGUAUUGGGUUUGAUAUUCCCAACACGGGCUGCCGUCCAUCCGUCCUGGGAACUGGAGAGCAUUAUUGAGUGAGAGACGCGGUACAGGCCGGGGCAGGCUGCCACCCAGACAUAAACAAGACAACCGUGCAUGCUUCCGACUCACCGGUCAACCUAACAUGCUUGGACUGAGGGAGGACGAGCACCUGUAGGUUGGAACUCCACACAGAUACUAAGAGGUGAAGCAGUAAUCCCUGCACUACUUAUGCCCCAAACACCAUCUAGCUUCUAGAGAUGUAUAGACUGAGGUGUGUUUUUGUCGUUAAAGAACGGUACUUUGAAAUAUUAACUGCUGCAAGUAACAAUUAAUACGGUGGCCGACAAGGGCCAAACUCACUGCAACGG